Molecule: messenger RNA, 2974 nt
Organism: Astrephomene gubernaculifera
Lineage: Eukaryota; Viridiplantae; Chlorophyta; Chlorophyceae; Chlamydomonadales; Astrephomenaceae
Source: the annotation of a GenBank genome assembly
CAUAGCACGCUACUCGCCGCUUGCUUUAGCGGAACAUGGAUACCCCACUUUUGGUGCUGUAUGGCUCGCAAACGGGGAAUGCGCAGGAUGUUGCCGAGCGCAUCGGCCGGGAGGCCCGGUUGCGGCUGUUUAAACCUCGUGUUGUCGCCAUGGACAGCUACGAUGUCACCAGCCUCCCCUCCGAGCAGCUCCUGGUCUGCGUAACAUCCACCACUGGCCAGGGCGACCCGCCUGACAACAUGCGCCGCUUCUGGCGCUUCCUGCUGCGCCGCUCCCUGCCGCCGGACUCGCUGGCUGCCUGCAGCUUCGCCGUGUUCGGACUGGGCGACUCGGGAUACCCCAACUAUAACGUUGUCGCCAAGAAGCUGGACAAGCGGCUGGCGGGUCUGGGCGCCCGAGUGCUGCUGGAGCGGGGACUGGGGGACGACCAGCACCCCAACGGCUACGAGGCGGCUCUGGACCCCUGGCUGGCCCGCCUGUGGCCCGCCCUGCGUGCGCUGGCGCCGCUGCCGGAGGGGGUGCAGCAGCCGCUGCUAACCGAGGAGAGCCUGCUGGCGCUCUCGCCGCCCAAGCUGCGCCUCACGCCCCUCCGCAGCCCCGCCCAGACGGCCUGCGCGGCCCGGCAGCUGGCUGCCCGACUGCGCAGGGAGCAGCCGCACCUGCCGGUGCUGGGGGAGCUGCUGGUGCAGCAGGCACAGCAGGGGCUGCAGGAGGAAGGGUUGAAGCGGCAGCAAGGGCUGCAGGAGCAGGUGGAGGCGACCCAUGGGUCAGCGGAGGGGCAGAUAUUGGCAGAGGAGGAGGAAAGCAAGCAGCAGCAGGCUGAAGCGGCGGGAGGUGGUUGCGGUAGUGGCGGUGAGGGUGGUGGUGACGGCAGCAGCAACAACAGCAGCAGCAAGGGUUGCGGCGGCAGCAGUAGCAGCAGCAGUAGUACAGGCCUGGAGGCUACGUUGCGUUUGGCUGAGGCGGUGGCGGCAGCAGCGGACUUCCGGCGACUGCUGCAGUACGUGUCAGGAGUGCCGGUUUCGGUUUCGGAGCCAGAACCCAAGCAAGACCCACGGGACGUUCCCACGGGAGGAGGUCACCGGCCCACGACUGCCGUACUACAGGACGGCGAAGGCGCAGAUGUACGGCAUCCUCCCCUGCCGUACACGUACGGACCCUGGCGGCCGUACCUUGCACGGUUGGCGGUUAACCGACGCAUUACGGCUCCGGAGCACUUUCAGGACACUCGGCACAUUGAGUUGGAUCUGGAUGGAUCUGGACUGUCGUACGAGCCUGGAGAUCUGGUUGCGAUCUUGCCCAUGACCGCCACGGUCGCUGUGGAUGCCUUCCUUCAGCGACUGGGGCUGGACGGAGAGGCGUGGGUGCGGCUGGAGGCAGCUGAGGAGCAGCAGCAGCAGAGGCCACAGCAGUCGCCGGAUGACGACGCGGUGACCCAUGGGUCGUGUGGGGCUGGUGAAGCUGCUCCCUGCGUCGUGGCGCGCGUUCGGUCCCUAGUGCAGGGAUGUCUCGACAUCGCCGGCGCCUCACCGCGACGCUUCCUCUUCCAGGUGCUCCACAACUACGCAGCCACGGAGUUGGAGCGGGAGCGGCUGGCGCACUUUGCGAGCGCGGAGGGGCGGGACGACCUGUACCGCUACAACCAGCGCGAAUCGCGAACCCUGUCAGAGGUCCUCUCCGACUUCCCCUCCGCCUCACCCCCCCUGGAGCGCCUGCUGGAGUCCGCCCCCCUGCUGCGACCCCGCCUCUUCUCAGCCGCCAGCAGUCAGAGCCUGCGAGGACCCUCUGCCGUACACCUGCUGGUGGCCCUCGUGUCGUACAAUACCCCCCUGCGGCGGCGGCGAGUGGGGCUGUGUAGCGGCUACUUGGGCGGGUUGGAUCCGGCGGCGGCGGAGGCGGCUGGGGAGGAGAUCCGAGUGGCAGUGUGGACGGAGCGCGGCUCGCUGCGGCCGCCCAAGUCGCCCAACACGCCGCUCAUCCUCAUCGGUCCCGGCACAGGCGUUGCGCCUUUCCGCGCCUUCCUGGAAGAUCGCUACGCAACGAUCUUGGCAAGCAACAAGGAUCAACAGCAACAGCAGCAGCAACAAGCGCCCAACGAUCAAGAGCAGCAGCAGCAGCAACCAUCAUUGCAGCAGCCGCUGACACCACCUCCCGCACCUUGCUUCCUGUUCUUCGGCUGCCGCAGCCGCUCCGCCGAUUUCUACUACUCCCAGCAGUGGAAAGAGUACAUGCGAGCUGGCGUGUUACACCCCACACAUGGCCUCAUAACCGCCUUCUCCCGGGAAGCAGCGGCUGCUCCUCCUCAGCAGGGGCAAACACAACAACAGCAGCAACAACAACAACCUGUAGCGGAUGGGUCAAACGGCGCCGUCGCUGCCGCCGGAGGCGAAGCGCCUGCAGCAGCCGGCAGAAACGGCAGCACCGCCGUUAGCAGCAGCGGCAGCAAGGUUUACGUGACGCAACGAAUCCGGGAGCAAGGGGAGCUGUUGUGGGGGCUGUUGAGUGAGGGCGGGGCGGCGGUGUAUGUGUCGGGAGCGGCUAAAAAGAUGCCGGCGGGGGUGGCGGCGGCGUUUGCUGACGUGGCAGUGCAGUACGGCGGGUUGGGUACGGAGGCAGCGGCGGCGUUCGUACGGCAGUUGGAGCUGAAGGGACGGUACCAAGUGGAGGCAUGGUCGUGAUGAAGGAAUUUAGCGGGCAUUCGGGGGGAAAGGGAGGGAGGGAGCGGGUGAGGAGGAGGGUGUAUUGUAUGUCGUUCAAUUACGCCACGCUGUGUUGUGAUGUGAUGUGCUUCCACGUUCAAACGAACACGUAUUAUGGGCUUGUUAGGCUGGUGUGAUUGGGGGCGCUGUCUUCGUCUUUCAAGAUGCAUGGUUCAUGAUGCAUGACACGUUUGCUGCGACUGGUAGGAGUGAGGAAGCAGGCACGCAGCAGUUAGCGAGUGGUGAGGGCAUUGGUGAAACGAAAAAGCGAGCUG